AUAUUUUUUUUUUUUCUUUUUUUAUUUUCUCUCUUACACCAUCAAAUUCUGGCCCACUUCACGUCUAUCGUUUCCCCAACGCCAUCAUUUCAAUUCCCAACAAAAUAUUCCAUCACUAAAAAAUAAAUCCAAUAACUAACCGCCCAAAUUCAAUGGAAAUCCGCCAAAAAUAGACAUCGAACCAUACUCUUUCUCCCCAACUCGCCAUCCAAUCCACUCCCCCCCAGCUCGCCGUCUCUCCACCAAGCUCAAAACCAGAAGCAAAAAGAAAAAGAAAACCAGCAAAUCAAACCAAUAGAGAAAUCAAAGAAAACAAUUUCGAUGACUAACCUCCCGCUCAGCUUCGUACUUCUCCUCCUGCUCCGUUUCUGCACACCGGCAAUAUCAAUCACCUUCCCCGGCGACGCCGCAGCUCUCGCCGCUUUCAAAGCUGCCGUGGUCCCUUCCUCGAUUCUGCCUUUCUCUUGCCUAUCCUCCUGGAACUUCUCAGCUUCGUCCGACCCAUGCAGAACCUUUCUAUGCGGCGUCUCCUGCUCAGCCGACGGCCGAAUCACGGCCAUUGUCCUGGACUCCGCAGGGUACUCCGGUUAUCUUCCCGCCGUCAUCUCCAACCUCUCCCAACUCCAAACCCUGGAUCUGUCCAACAAUUUUUUCCACAGCUCAAUCCCUUCCUCUCUCUCCUCCCUCUCCAAACUACAAUCCCUCGUCCUCGCCUCUAACUACUUCACCGGUACAAUCCCCUUCUCACUUUUAACAAAUCUUUCAUCGCUCCAAACCCUAGAGCUCUCCCGUAACUCCUUCUCUGGCUCCAUCCCCGCCCCCCUUUCCUCCCUCACCGCCCUCGCUAUCCUCGACUUCAGCUACAAUAGAUUUACUGGUCCGAUCCCUUCUUCCCUCCCACCAAAUCUGGUAACUCUAGCUCUGAGAUGGAAUUCGUUGACAGGAUUUCUCAUCCGAUCUGCGUUCACGCCGCUGCGGAGACUGGAAGUUGCCGAUCUCGCAGGAAAUCGACUCAACGGGAACGUAGAGGGGUGGCUACUGAAGCUCCCUAAGAUACAGCAAUUGAAUCUGGCGAAUAAUAGCUUAGAGAAAUGGGUGGUGUGGCCGGACACCGCCGGCGACGGUGGAGGACAGGAGCUCGUCGCGGUGGAUCUAGGGUUUAACCAGAUCGAAGGACGACUGCCUCCGGAGCUGGCGGACUAUCCGUCGUUAGUGGCUAUCACGGUCAGUUAUAACAAGCUGAGAGGCGAAAUACCUUGGCAAUACCACGGGGAGAAGAACGGGGCGGCGUUCAGGCGGCUAUUUCUCGCCGGGAAUUAUCUCCAAGGUAGAGUUCCGGCAGUGUUUUUAGGGGGAGAAAUGGCGGGAAGCUUUGGGGAUAAUUGCUUGGAGGGAUGCCCGGUGGCCUCGGAGAUGUGCUCUCCGAGGCAGAAACCUGGGUGGAUUUGUAAGAUGGCGUAUUCGGGUGCCGUCGGCCAGCCGCGAGGGAAUACGAUGGGGGUAUAAGCUCGCCGACGGUGAGAGGUUUAGGGUUUUCGAGCCGGAGGCCUGCUGUCGGUAGACGACAAGUGGAUGACGUUUCCGGGAUGGAAAAUUGUAGAAAUAUGUCAGGCUUGUUAUUAUUAUUAUUAUUAUUAUUAUUAUUAUUUUUAAUGGUUUUUAUGUUCAAAAUAAUGUGAUAUUGUUACAAACCAUCAUAUUGAAAUAAAAGUUUUAUA
Molecule: messenger RNA, 1718 nt
Organism: Dendrobium catenatum
Lineage: Eukaryota; Viridiplantae; Streptophyta; Magnoliopsida; Asparagales; Orchidaceae
Product: LRR receptor-like serine/threonine-protein kinase FLS2
Exons: 1
Coding region: 322-1506 (394 amino acids)
Molecular function (GO): protein binding
Source: RefSeq, a predicted model, not a curated record